This is a messenger RNA of Penicillium pulvis, 3780 nucleotides long. Its product is annotated as putative copper resistance-associated P-type ATPase. Bases 1 to 3780 code for a protein of 1259 amino acids. Gene Ontology annotation, molecular function: ATP binding; P-type divalent copper transporter activity; copper ion binding. NCBI's taxonomy places the organism in Eukaryota, Fungi, Ascomycota, Eurotiomycetes, Eurotiales, Aspergillaceae. Gene Ontology annotation, cellular component: membrane. Gene Ontology annotation, biological process: monoatomic cation transport; copper ion homeostasis. The record is from RefSeq and is a predicted model, not a curated record. The transcript has a single exon.
AUGCAGUCGCAAGAUCCAGAUAUCGACACAAGGCGCAGUGUCUUCUGGGUGGGCAAUGUCCAUUGUGCUUCAUGCGUGGCCUAUGUAACCGAGAUCCUUUCUGAAAUCCCAACCGUCAAAGACAUCGACGUAUCCAUCCUCACCCAUGAGGUGCGAGUCACCCAUGGGAUUAUUGUACGGCCUGCAGAUCUUGUCGCUACUUUAAUCCAUGCCGCUUUCGAAGUACACCAUGUUACAACAUAUGAUGCCAUGGGGACAGCCAUCUCCGAGCUGGAUACCACAACUUGGAACACUCGCGGGUCGAUGUUGUUCACUACGCCCCGGACAUCAUAUUCCAGUCUGUCCUCCAAUAUCAAAGAAAAGUUGCACACAAGCCGAGAGAAACGUCAUAUUGCCAACUGCGAUGCAUGCAAGAAAGAGGAUAUCGAUGGCCUCUCCCGUCAUUCUACCUUGACAGAGACUGGCAUUCCACAUGAGAAAAUCACAUCGGAUGAAGCUUGGGACACCGAUCUUGAGGCCGGUCAAGGACGGACUAAGAAUGCUUUCCAACCAUCACCAUCGUGUAGCCCAAUACCUGCUUCUACUUCCACUCUAGCAGGGCAUAAUUCUCCACAGAUUCCUCCUCAAAUACCUGAGGUCCCGGAACAGCCUCCGUCAGGAUCAAGUGACGAUUUCCUUGCGCGAAUCAGCAUUGGAGGCAUGAGCUGUGCAUCAUGUGUCAAUAGUGUUACCGCUGCAGUUGAAGAACUCGAGUGUGUCAAGGAAGUCACCGUCAAUCUCCUUACAAAUAGUUCGACCGUGAUAUUUAUUGGACCUCGAGAAAAUGUUACAAAUAUCACCGAACAAAUUGAAGAUAUUGGAUUUGAAGCUUUUCUUGAUGAAGUGAAUGCCCUGUCUACCCUCUCCAAACCUACCCUCUCCAAACCCGAACCGACCACGACAGGUUUUGUCACUGAGAUUGCAAUCACUGGCAUGACUUGUGGAUCCUGCGUUGGAUCUGUCACGCGAGGUUUAGAAGAACUUCCAUUUGUCAAAAAUGUCUCUGUGAACCUAUUGUCCCAUAGCGGCAGAGUGGAAUUUGAAGGUCGAGAGAACCUAGACAAUAUUGUGGAGAAGAUUGAGGAUCUUGGGUAUGAUGCCGUUGUCAACAGUGUCCAGUCUCUCGAGAAUAAAAAGGCAACUAUUCAGGCAAGAACAAUCUCCAUCCAUGUUGAUGGAAUGUUCUGCCAUCAUUGUCCAGAGAAAAUCCUCGCCUCUUUGGAGUCUCUCCUAAAUGUCACCGUGGAAGAGGUACCUUUGGAGAAGAACCCUAUACUUAAAUUGACAUACACCCCCGAACCACCCGUUUUGACGAUCCGAACGAUUCUCACGGCAAUAAAUGAAGCCCACAGCUCUUUCAACGCAAGCAUUCAUCACCCGCCUAGUAUCGAAGAGCGCUCUCGCGCCAUGCAACUGCAUGAACGAAGCAAGCUCUUGUUCCGUCUACUGUUUGUCUUCGCCGUGGCCAUUCCGACAUUCCUUAUCGGCAUUGUCUUCAUGUCCCUCGUGUCCUCGCACAAUCCAACCCGACAGUACCUUGAACAGAAAAUCUGGUCUGGAAGUGUGACGCGCACCGAAUGGGCGCUCUUCAUCAUGGCAACGCCCGUUAUGGUCUACGGUACUGAUGUAUUCCAUGUUCGAGCGAUGAAAGAAAUCCACGCACUCUGGCGCCCUGGAAGUCGAGUACCGAUUUUGCGGAGGUUCUACCGCUUUGGUAGCAUGAAUCUCCUGAUCUCCGCAGGAACUGCAGUCGCCUACUUCUCCUCGCUGGCAGUACUCAUUGUUGAUGCUGUAGCAGGAACGAAAGCAAGUGCGGUCAGCACGACAUACUUCGACUCGGUUGUCUUCUUAACUCUUUUCAUUCUUGCCGGCCGAUUCUUGGAGGCAUACAGCAAAGCUAAAACUGGAGAUGCAGUCUCAUCCUUGGGAAAUCUUCGUCCCUCCGAGGCGCUAUUGGUCCAAAACAGCGCGGACUCGGAGUCAGACUCCGAUCGCAUGACUCGCGUUGCGGUUGACCUUCUGGAGGUGGGCGACAUUGUUCGCAUUCCGCACGGUGCUUCUCCUCCGGCUGAUGGAAUAGUGGUUGGCGAAGGAGCCUAUCAGUUUGACGAGAGCUCCUUGACUGGAGAGUCGCGCCCUGUCAAGAAGGCUGCUGGUGACCAAGUCUACACGGGCUCUGUAAAUGUCGGCCAACCUGUACACAUAGAAGUCACUGAACUCGGCGGGUCGUCUAUGCUCGAUCAAAUCAUCGCAGUUGUGCGUGAAGGUCAGAGUAAGCGUGCUCCACUUGAGAGAGUGGCCGAUCUGAUCACAUCCCACUUCGUGCCUGCAAUUACUUUGAUUGCUAUCCUCACAUUCAUCAUCUGGCUUGCUCUAGGCCACUCGGGCGCAUUGCCUGGCGAUUAUCUAGAUGUCGCACAGGGAGGAUGGACAUUCUGGAGUCUGGAAUUUGCCAUCGCAGUCUUUGUGGUCGCUUGUCCCUGUGGAUUGGCCCUUGCCGCCCCUACAGCCUUGUUCGUCGGUGGUGGUCUUGCAGCAAAACAUGGUAUUUUAGUUAAGGGUGGUGGCGAAGCGUUCCAAGAAGCCAGUCGGCUCAAUGCCAUUAUCUUCGACAAGACUGGUACAUUGACCGAAGGAGGAAGCCUCAAAGUCUCAGACCAUGAAGUAUUGGUCAGCGAUGAGGACCUUCAAAAGGUCGCAUGGGCUCUCGCCCGCAAGAUGGAGGAGAGCAGCAACCACCCUAUCGCGCAAGCAAUCUCAGCUUUCUGUGAAUCAAAGCCCAGCGUCAACGUUCUCACCUCCGACAUCCACGAAAUAAGCGGUCAAGGAAUGAAGGGAACCUUCACCGUCUCUGCUGAUGGAGCAGAACAGAAAUACGAAGCUGCCAUCGGCAACGAGCGCCUCCUAAAUAGCAUCCUGCCAGACGGAUCAGACUCCUACUUCGUCUCAAAUCUGCUAUCCCGAUUCCAAACAGCCGGCAAAUCAACCGCUAUCCUCUCCCUGCGCGCUGUCAACCCACAAGACUCGCAAUCACCCUUCAUCCCCGCGGUCGUGUUUGCAACCUCAGAUACUAUCAGACCCGAAGCGGUGGGCGUGAUCUCCGAGCUCCAAAAGCGCCACGUCGAAGUCUUCAUGUGCACAGGCGAUAACCAGACAACCGCGCACGCGGUCGCAGACAUGCUAGGUAUCUCGCGGUCAAACGUCAUGGCCAACGUCCUCCCAGCAGAGAAAGCUACUUUCGUCUCUCGCGUUCAAGAUGGCUCGGUAAAGGGCCCGCAUGACCAGUCCAGCACACGACCCAUUGUUGCGUUCGUCGGCGACGGUGUGAAUGAUUCCCCUGCACUCGCCGCUGCAGAUGUGAGUAUCGCUAUGGCGUCUGGGUCAGAUGUUGCGAUCAACUCCGCUAGUUUCAUUCUGCUCAAUUCGGAUCUGAGUACGAUACUUCAGCUUGUCCUUCUUAGUCGGCGGGUGUUUAUGCGUGUGCGAUUGAACUUUUGUUGGGCGCUUGUUUAUAAUGUUUGUCUUAUCCCUGUGGCUGCUGGUGUUUUCUAUCCUAUUGUCAGUGGGCAUCAUCAGAAGACUGUUGGUGGUGAGCUGGUUACUGUUAAUGAUCAUUGGAGACUCAGUCCGGUGUGGGCUGCGUUGGCGAUGGCGUUGAGCAGUAUCUCGGUUGUCUCUAGUAGUUUGGCUUUGAGGGUUGGUAUGGACAGUGUUAAGAAGGUGCUUGGCUUGAAGAAGUGA